This is a messenger RNA of Rhinolophus ferrumequinum (greater horseshoe bat), 2247 nucleotides long. RefSeq names its product indoleamine 2,3-dioxygenase 2 (gene IDO2). Gene Ontology annotation, cellular component: cytoplasm. Gene Ontology annotation, biological process: 'de novo' NAD+ biosynthetic process from L-tryptophan. Gene Ontology annotation, molecular function: L-tryptophan 2,3-dioxygenase activity; metal ion binding; heme binding. The record is from RefSeq and is a predicted model, not a curated record. The coding region runs from base 179 to 1402 and encodes 407 amino acids. The transcript is spliced from 10 exons. NCBI's taxonomy places the organism in Eukaryota, Metazoa, Chordata, Mammalia, Chiroptera, Rhinolophidae.
CAGAGAAAGUCCAUGGCACUCUGGAAUUCAACCUCAGGACAACAUUCUCCUGUGCCGCUGACACACUGUGCAACUACCUGCAUGUGAUUCUGAAGCUCCCUUAACCUGGAUUUUUUUAUAUAUUUGGAACAGUUGUCUCUUCAGGAGCAGCUUCAGUGCAGAUACUUCAAACAAAGCUAUGGAACUGCGAAGUCAGAAUUUAAAGACAACACCAUCACUAUCUUUAGGAAGAUUUCACAUUUCUGAAGACUAUGGCUUUCUUCUUCCUAAUCCUCUGAAAGAACUUCCAGAUCAUUAUUGGCCUUGGAUGGAAAUUGUCAACAAACUUCCUCACUUGAUUGAAAGUCACCAGCUUCGAGCUCAAGUGAACAAGAUGCCCCUCCUGAACUGCCAGUUCCUCAGGAGUUACCGGGAACAGCGCCUGGCCCACUUGGUCCUGAGCUUUAUUACCAUGGGCUAUAUCUGGCAGGAAGGAGAGACACAGCCCAAAGAGGUUCUACCAAGAAAUCUUGCCCUUCCCUUUGUUGAAGUCUCCCGGAAUUUGGGCCUCCCUCCUAUCCUGGUCCACUCGGACUUGGUGUUGACAAACUGGACUACAAAGAAUCCUGAAAGACCCCUGGACAUAAGGAACUUGGACACCAUUGUCUCACUGCCUGGGGGAGAAAGCCUACGUGGCUUUGUACUGGUGACUGUUUUGGUGGAAAAAGCAGCAGUACCUGGAAUGAAGGCACUUAUUCAGGCAGUGAAUGCCAUCUUGCAGCCCAGCCAGGACUCCCUGCUCCAAGCCUUGCAGCAACUGAGACUCUCCAUUCAGGACAUCACCAGAACCUUAGGACAAAUGCAUGAUUAUGUAGAUCCAGACAUAUUUUAUGCAGUCAUCCGGAUCUUUCUCUCAGGAUGGAAAGACAACCCAGCAAUGCCUGUGGGGCUGAUAUAUGAAGGAGUCUCCACAGAGCCCCUGAAAUACUCUGGAGGGAGUGCAGCUCAGAGCACAGUGCUUCAUGCCUUUGAUGAGUUCUUGGGCAUUCGUCAUAGCAAGGAAAGUGCUGACUUUCUGCUCAGAAUGAGAGACUACAUGCCUCCUUCUCAUAAGGCCUUCAUAGAAGAAAUCCAGUCAUCUCCUUCUCUGAGGGAUCACAUCCUGUCCUCUGGAAAUGGCCAACUUCUGAAAGCCUAUAACCAGUGUGUGGAGGCCCUGGCAGAGCUGCGCAGCUAUCAUAUAACCGUGGUGACCAAAUACCUCAUCACAGCCGCAGCCAAAGCGAAAAGCAGGAGGUCAAGCCAGCUCCCAGAGCCGCCUCAGGCCUUAGAAGAAAGGGGCACAGGUGGAACUGCAGUUCUGAGCUUCCUGAAGAGUGUCAGGAAUAAGACCUUAGAAGCAAUCCUCCCCCAGAGUAGUUAAGAGAAGGCCCUCUCCCCAGCCAUGCAAAUGAGCAAACGCAGGUCUCCCCUUAUCUUCUCCCCAUUGGAGGACAAGUAGGCUUGGAGACUGAGAGUCAGGGUUCUGUCUGGAAUAAUCUGAAAGGGACAUCAGCCCUAUUCAUGUUCCUGCUCUAGAGAACAUCAUCUUCUCCUUUGUUGAGAUCUGUCAGUCUUCACAGAGGAGAAUUUUCAUGGCCAGAAACUUUCCUUUUUCUACCUGAUCACUGGUUAAUAGCAAGCAACUUUUGACAUUCCCUCAUUGAGAACCCCACAGAGGAGAGAGGUUAUCCCUAUUCUGUUUGCAAAGCAAUAGAAACCAAUUUAAAUUUCAGAAACCAAGUAAAAUUGCCUGUGGACAGAACACCUUGUUGAUUUCUUGAAAAAACAAAUUAACUAUUCAUGCACUCAUUCAUUUAACAGCUUGUUAAAUUCCUACUGAACACUAGCUUAGGGAUUAGAACAGGGAUUUUUGUGGCCCCAGUGCAGCCCUCAUCUCCCUGCAUGUGCUAAAUUUGGUGAAUUUGGCUGAAUUUAGUGAAUGUGAUUGGAAAUGCUCCAGUGGCGAUGUGGAGGAAAGGAAAGGUUGGCAAUGAGACUUGGACAUCACCAGCAUGGAAAUGAAUAGUUAAUGCUAUGGGAAUGGAUGAGACUCUUCACAUAGUUCAUAAAUUUGCAAGUUCUAUUUUAGUUUCCUUCUUUAUUUUUAAGAGAAUGAUUCUUUCUCCUUACACUGAAAGUUUGUAUUUGUAAAAUGAAUUAAUUGCUCCUUUGGAAGUAAAUGAGGUAAGUGGAAAUAAAGUGUAAAUCCACAUGUUUAGUGUGCAA